UACUUCCCCAUUGUACACUCUCCCACAAAAACAAUCUCGCAAAAAUGGCUACCCGUUCGCCAGACUCCCCUCCCCAUGACUCCAAGAAGCAGAAGACCAACCCUAAGAACAAGGUCUGCUUGAUUGUUCACGACGGCUGGGGAAUCUCGGACAAUGAGAAGGGUAACGCCAUCUUCCACGGUGACACCACGAACAUGGACGCCAUCCGUGACAAGCACAACUUUGUCGAGCUCCAGGCGCACGGUCUUGCUGUGGGCCUCAAGGAUGGCCUCAUGGGCAACUCGGAGGUCGGUCAUUUGAACAUUGGUGCCGGCCGUAUCGUUUGGCAGGACAUUGUCAGGAUUGACCAGUGUGCGUCGAUGAACGUGCUGCUCCCAGAAUGCUUACCUUGCUCAGCUAUCAAGAACGACGAGUUCAAGCUUCAGCCUUCCAUUGCUGCCUCUCUCAAGCACGCCAAGGACACGAAUGGCCGCCUCCACCUCAUGGGACUCCUCUCCGACGGUGGUGUUCACUCGCACAUUAACCACCUCUUCGCGCUCCUUCGCGCUGCCAAGGAGGCUGGCGUCCCCCACGUGUACAUUCACGCGUUCGGUGAUGGCCGUGACACUGCCCCCAAGUCUGCUACUGGCUACGUUCAGCAGCUCCUGGACUACAUCAAGGAGAUUAGCAUCGGCGAGCUGGUCACCUUCGUUGGUCGCUACUACGCCAUGGACCGCGACAAGCGCUGGGAGCGUGUUAAGGUGGCGGUUGACGCCCUUGUUGAUGGCGUGGGGGAGAAGGCCGAUGACCCCGUCAAGGCUAUCGAGCAGUCCUACGAGAACGGUGUCACUGAUGAGUUUGUCAAGCCCCUCAUCUUUGGCGACGACUCGACUCGCAUCCACGUGAACGACACCGUCUUCACCUUCAACUACCGCUCUGACCGCAUGCGUGAGCUCGUUACCUUGCUUGCCUUCGAAGACAAGCCCAUCGACCUGCAGAUCCCCAAGGGCCUUAACAUCACCACCAUGUCGCGUUACAACCCCGAGUGGACCCUCCCCGUCGCCUUCCCUCCUGUCUCCAUGGACAACGUCCUCGCUGAGUGGCUCGCCAAGGAGGGCCUUACCCAGUCCCACAUUGCUGAGACCGAGAAGUAUGCCCACGUCACCUUCUUCUUCAACGGUGGUGUUGAGAAGCAGUACCAGGGCGAGGAGCGUGUCAUGAUUCCUUCCCCCAAGGUUGCCACCUACGACAAGAAGCCUGAGAUGAGCGUCCAGGCUGUUGCCGACAAGGUUGCCGAGGUCGUCAAGUCGGACAAGUUCGACUUUGUCAUGUGCAACUUUGCCCCCCCCGACAUGGUCGGCCACACUGGCGACUACGAGGCUGCUGUCAAGGCCAUCACUGCUACCGACGCUGCUGUCAAGACCAUCUACGACGCCUGUGAGGAGGCAGGCUACAUCCUGGCCAUCACCGCCGACCACGGAAACGCGGAGCAGAUGCUUGACCUUGAGACUGGCAACCCCCACACUGCCCACACUACCAGUAUGUGCUUCUACUGCGGGGACUUGCAAGCAGCUUACACAAUUGCAGACCAUGUUCCCUUCAUCGUCACCGGCCCCAAGGGACUCUUCGCCUCCAAUGAGCCCGGCGCUCUUGCGGACGUUGUCCCUACCAUCCUGUCUAUCCUGGGCGUUUCUCAGCCUGAGGAAAUGACUGGCAAGUCUCUCGCCAAGUAGACGUUCAUAGAAUCACCUACAAUAGUACACCGAUGAAUGUGUCAUCACGUGA
Vanrija pseudolonga is the source of this 1764-nucleotide messenger RNA. Its product is annotated as 2,3-bisphosphoglycerate-independent phosphoglycerate mutase. Lineage: Eukaryota; Fungi; Basidiomycota; Tremellomycetes; Trichosporonales; Trichosporonaceae. The record is from RefSeq and is a predicted model, not a curated record. Bases 45 to 1712 code for a protein of 555 amino acids. Gene Ontology annotation, molecular function: manganese ion binding. Gene Ontology annotation, cellular component: cytoplasm. Gene Ontology annotation, biological process: glucose catabolic process. The transcript has 9 exons.